This is a messenger RNA of Sphaerulina musiva SO2202, 213 nucleotides long. RefSeq lists its product as uncharacterized. The transcript is spliced from 2 exons. The coding region runs from base 1 to 213 and encodes 70 amino acids. The record is from RefSeq and is a predicted model, not a curated record. NCBI's taxonomy places the organism in Eukaryota, Fungi, Ascomycota, Dothideomycetes, Mycosphaerellales, Mycosphaerellaceae.
AUGCCUUCAAGCAAAGGAGAGCCCACAGAUCCCGAGCUGAGAGAGAAAGUCAAGGAAGAAGUCAAGGCCGAAGAGAAAGGCGGCGGAGCGGGCAAAUGGUCAGCAUGGAAAGCAGGUGAAAUGGCACGCAGAUAUGAAGCCCAGGGCGGUGACUACAAAGAUACCGGCGACAACAAGAACAAGGCGCAAAAGGGCGAACCGGAGAAGAAGUAA